Messenger RNA from Asterias rubens (European starfish), 2655 nucleotides. RefSeq names its product heparan sulfate glucosamine 3-O-sulfotransferase 6-like. The transcript is spliced from 2 exons. Bases 624 to 1739 code for a protein of 371 amino acids. The record is from RefSeq and is a predicted model, not a curated record. Lineage: Eukaryota; Metazoa; Echinodermata; Asteroidea; Forcipulatida; Asteriidae. Gene Ontology annotation, molecular function: [heparan sulfate]-glucosamine 3-sulfotransferase activity.
GUUUGUAUCUGUUGUUCUGAUACUCACUCCGACCCCAAAUUACAUCCUAUAGAUAACAGUUUAUCUUCCGGAACGUAACCGCUUCGCUUAUAAUGUAUUCCACUCCAUCCUUUGUCAUAACACUUUAUAAUUUUUUGUGUUUACAUGUCGGUUGGAUAUAGUGGAAAUUUACAUGUCAGCUCUGUCAUGGAGGAAGGAGGUUCUGUGUAGUGUAUAAACACCACAGGAAAGAGGAUCACUGGUAUCAGAGACGACACUCUAGUGAAGGCUGUUUGUGGUUGUGAUUUCCUUCCUUUACUUCAUAGCCCCAGCCAACUUUGCUGCAUUGCUUGUAGAUAGCUGUCACCCAAUACGUGAAGGGUGAACAGUUUGUGCCAAAUGACUGCAGAGAGCUAUUAGCGGUUUGUGAUUGUGCUUGUAGAAACAGCUGUAUAAAGAUAAACACACCUCUGUGAAGGAGGGAUUGAUGCUACAAGCUGAGAAGAGACUAACACUGGGAAGAAAUAUAUCUAACUCUGUCCAACUUAGGCAGUAGUCUUGCACUAUAAGGCUGGAAUUAAACUUUCUAUUUUUAGCGCCAAGGCUGAAUUUUAACAUCACAGAGCGCAACAUCCCAUGGUAUUAUGAGGCCGAAACGAGCUGUCAUGGCAACUGCAGGGUUUCUCAUGAGCCUCACCUUGUUGUUAUGUCUAAGAGAGGACGUCUUAGGCGGAAACUUCAAGAGAAAUGUGAGUUUUAACAACAUGUUCAGCCCAAAGGUGAGCGUCUUCCAUGGCAUGCAACCGAGUUCGGUUGAGCUGAGUUGUUACACACUCAAUAACUCAUGGGCUGUUGGGGAACUCAAACGAGUCAACCUCGAGUGUCGGAAGCACUUCCCCCAGGCUCUCAUCAUUGGAGCCAAGGGUUGUGGAUCUUCAGUUCUCAGGAACCUCUUAGCUGUGCAUCCAGGGGUAGCGACCCCAAUGCAAGACUCAAACUUCUUCUCGACUUACUACUACAGAGAUUUGGCAUGGUACUUCAACUGGAUGCCUCACGCCACUGAACGGCAAGUCACCCUAGAGAAGUCAUCUGAAUAUCUCACCUACCCAGGUGCAGCGGAAAGAAUCUCAAAGGAUCUACAUGAUGUUAAAGUUAUUGCGUUAUUAUGCGAGCCAGUGAAAAGAGCCUUCAAUGGAUACUUCCAAACCAAGGGGGACGAGUACCUCUUAAACCGCACAGACAACACAAUAUUAAGUCCUAAACAAGCAAAUGAUAAAGUUGCAGUCCAAAAAGCAUGGGAUGAUUAUGCGAGAGGUAAUCCUACUAAAUACCUAAGGAAGAGCACUUUUCAGAAGACAGUACUUGACAAAAGAGGAGAAAUUGUACAAGAUUCUCUUUAUAUUGACAAAGGGAUCUACGCUAAGCAUAUGAAACAAUGGGUUCAACAUUUCCCGAAACAGCGUAUGCUUAUAUUGGAUGUAGACGGAGACUCUAUUCUCAAACAUCCUGUCCGGCUUCUAAACAAAGUCGAGAAGUUUCUGGGAUUGUCUUCAUACUUUCAUGAAGACAAUUUCCUCAUUGAUAAAAAAACUGGCAUGAACUGUUUAGCAAAACCCUUCGGCGCCUGUAUGGAUUUAAACAGCAGAGGGCGCCCUAAACCACAGAUGACCAAAGUAAUCCAAGACAAACUUUCAGCUUUUUAUAUACCUCAUAAUGAAGAUCUAAAAAAGUUAUUAAAUAUAACACUGAUGUAUCAUUAAGGAAAUUUUGUUUAAUUUCUUGAGAUACUUAAUGCGGGUUUCAAAGUUGUGUAUCGUGAUAAAUUGUUACUGGGCAAUCAUAAAGCGUAACAAUUUUCUGCUAUAUUAGCAGAAAUGAGCAGGACAAUAGAUAUAGAUUUUACAUUAUGUCACAAUAUAGUUUCUGGCUGGUAUCCUUAUUCUGGUAAGCAUCGUUUUGUUGUACUUAAUUUCAUUUUGUGCUUAGCAGCUUUAUGGUAUGGGGCCCUGAGCUGAUGUAAAUUGGAUAAACCUGUACUAAGUAAUGGUCUAUGUUUAAUAAAUAAAUCCACAAAUAGUUUGUUAAUUGACAUGAUAUGUGAUAUAAUUAAAGGUGGUGUAUACUUUUGGUAAUUGUAAAAGACCAGUACUUUCACUUGUGUAUCCCAACAUAUGUUACAAUAACAGCGCAAAUGGUUAUUGAAGUUGAACAAAUAAAAUGGAGAAGAAAUACCUUUUUGCCUUUCAUGAAAGUCUGAACUGAAAGCCUUUCUCAGAUUCAAGUAUGAGGUUGAAAGUUACCUAUUUCUCUAAAACCACACAUUACUUCAAAAGGGGUAGUUUCUAUUACAAUGUUUUAUAAUAUCAACAGCUUUCAAGUGCUCUUUCACUUACUUGUUACAAAAAGUACACCCUGCCUUAAGCACUGUCGAUACAGGGAGUACCACAACGGCCUCUCAGAUUAAUUUUGUUUACAAUUCUUCUGGAACUGCAUGCUUUGUGGAAACUUAAACGUAUUAAUAUGGCCACAUCAACUAACGCCAAAGCAAAUCAGUAAAUUUGAUCGGAGGAUUGAAAGUCAUGCGGCAUUCAUGUCAUUUACAUGUACAUGACAGGUUUGAAUGCUAUUAUGUCCUCUGUGCAAUACUAUCCGGAGGACAUUAUUGCAUAUGCAAUA